AUGGCAUCCAAGAAGGUAAAGGCUGUUCAGGUAAAGGGUGAGGAGGCCGAACAGCUGAUCGAGGAGUACUUGGUAGCUCAAUAUCGGCCAUUUGCCAUAAAUGAUAUCAUACAGAACUUGCACAAUAAGGUCAGCAAGACGGGUGCACAAAAGGCGCUGGAGAGCCUGGAAGCGCAGGAACGAAUUAUCACAAAGACGUUUGGAAAAGUGGUGAUCUAUGCUUGCAAGGAGCAGGAGUUAGCAGUGGCAGAAGACAUUGACAUGGAGAAAUACACGCUCCAGUUUUUAUCAGAGCUUCGGAGUGAGCUGAAUGAGGUAGAAAAGGACAAGAACGCGGUGAUGGAGGCGUGGCAUAAGUGCCUCAAGGAGCCUUCUAAUGAAGAGCUUGUGAGAAUCAUCAAAAACAACGAGGAGACCACAAAAACGCUGGAAAAAGAGUUACAGGCAUUGGAAGCUAAGUGGGAUCCUGCGAAUGAAGAAGCUAUUAAUCAAAUGGUGCAAACAGGUGACUUCUUGGGCAAGGAGUUGAGGAAAAGAUCGCGAUACCUUAAACGGCUGAUUUCUUUGAUAAAGGAUACAAUUCGUCCCACGAAUAUGACCGAGCUAUUGGAAAGUAUUGGCUGUGAGUAUCGCAGCUAG
This is a messenger RNA of Zygotorulaspora mrakii, 639 nucleotides long. RefSeq names its product Hop2p (gene HOP2). The transcript has 2 exons. The record is from RefSeq and is a predicted model, not a curated record. The coding region runs from base 1 to 639 and encodes 212 amino acids. Lineage: Eukaryota; Fungi; Ascomycota; Saccharomycetes; Saccharomycetales; Saccharomycetaceae. Gene Ontology annotation, biological process: meiotic strand invasion involved in reciprocal meiotic recombination; meiotic joint molecule formation; homologous chromosome pairing at meiosis. Gene Ontology annotation, molecular function: recombinase activator activity; double-stranded DNA binding. Gene Ontology annotation, cellular component: condensed nuclear chromosome; DNA recombinase auxiliary factor complex.